AUGCUACUCCGUGACUAUGGUUAUCGGAUUCGACGUUUCUGUGUCGAGUCAAUGCAUAUAGAUUUUCGAAGAAUGUCCCAACUAUUUGCGACGAGAGUCGAACAUGUUUCGAUGAGUGCUUCGGAUCUGAAGAGUGAUGAGGCCAUGAUCUUAAAUGAAAUCCCACUUCGAUCUCGUUGGAAGCCACCAAAGUACACUUUUAAUGAUAUUGCAAUUGUCCUCACCUCUGAUGAAGAAGUUGAAGAUGAUAAUAUUCUUCUUGGUGCAGGUGUAGUUCAUGGCUACUCAGUUCGGUUCCCGGCAUGGGAUCGACUACCUUCACCGGUACCACCGCAACACGACUCUGAGUCGAACUUAAAAGAUUUCCAGUUGUUUAACUGCCCGAUGAAAAUGGCAAUUCCCACGGAAGACGAAGAUGAGCGGUUCUCCCUGCCCAGUACCAUGGCGACCGAUCAAGAAUUGAAGAUACAGUCCUUGGAAGCCCAGCUUGCUUUACUGUCGAAACAAAUGCAAACACUGUUGGCUGGAAAAAUACCACCACCUGUUCCGGCUGAGCGGUCAUACGAUUCUUCACCACUUCUUUCGGACGACGAAGGCAAAGGAACAUCGUUGUGUAGUCCGUCUGACACUAUAAACUUACCAGGAGCAAAUCGGAGCAGUACGGCUCCACCCUCGGCAGCCAUUCCACCGCCACCACCUCCACCUCCUCCGUCUUUGCUUUCAGCUCACACGACUUCUGUUACUGGAGCGGGAACACCUUCAUCCAAACGUACUGUGUUGCAAAUGCUGAACAAGUCAACCAACGUGGAGCAUGGAACCCUUCCUCUUCGACCAAGUGCCUCUGAACUCCUGACAGUACAACUGAAGAAAACGGAUACAGUGAGGCAAGUUGAACGUCUUUAG
Molecule: messenger RNA, 903 nt
Organism: Haemonchus placei
Lineage: Eukaryota; Metazoa; Nematoda; Chromadorea; Rhabditida; Trichostrongylidae
Source: the annotation of a GenBank genome assembly